Uranotaenia lowii is the source of this 3202-nucleotide messenger RNA. Its product is annotated as coiled-coil domain-containing protein 102A. Lineage: Eukaryota; Metazoa; Arthropoda; Insecta; Diptera; Culicidae. Gene Ontology annotation, cellular component: myosin complex. The coding region runs from base 424 to 2577 and encodes 717 amino acids. The record is from RefSeq and is a predicted model, not a curated record. The transcript has 7 exons.
CGCAUCAACUUUCAAAACAAAAAGUUCGAUAUACGCAAAAAUGGCAGCUCGCGAUUUGUAAACGGUAUUUUUGAUCGGUAAAAGUAGUGAUUACGCGGUGAAAACACUCGAUUUCGGGCUACUUUCGAUAAAAGCAAUAGGUGCGGUGUGUUGAUAAGUUUUACGUUUGUUCCAGCUGCGCUGGAAUAGUGAGAAUUUCAUUGAUAUUUUCGAUUGAAUUUCGCUGUGUCGGUCGGAGGCUGCGGAAAGGCGAAAAAUAAAGAAAACACGGACCAUUCAGAAAAAAAUCAAUAACUUUGAUUUUAUACUUUGCGACAACGACGAGAAGUUAAUUUGUCAUGUUGGUGAAAGUUUUCUGUUUCUACGAGCUGUGAAACCGUUUAAUUAACCUGUGUUUAGUGUGAAAAGUUUUCUAAUGUUAUAAUGUCCCAGAGCGCUCCAAGAAGACAUCCACCUAGCGGUGGUAAUCCGGAGGUCAUGGCAGCCAAAUUUGGUGACACCGAAUGGGAGGCUCGGGAGUCACAACGGCAGCGGGAGCUGGAAGAGGCUCGUGCCCGAGCCGCCCAGAUGGAGAAAACCAUGAAGUGGUGGUCCGACUGCACUGCCAACUGGAGGGAAAAGUGGAGUAAGGUUCGAACCGAACGUAACAAAGCCAGGGAGGAAUCGAAACAGUUGCGUACAAAUCUUGAAGCUGCCAUCAAGGAGUCCAACUCUUACAAGCGGGAAAAAUGCGAGCUGGAGAUUCAGAUAUCGCAGUUGAAGAAGGAGAUGGAGAAGGUGCAUAUGUUGAUGAUGAAGCACGCUGGUCAGUUUAACAAAUCCAGCCUGGAUGCAGCCGAUGAACCGGAGCGGGAUGGUCGGGACAACAACUGCUCCCCGGAUAUUUCGUCUGAUGGGUUGAAGAAUGUCAACAGUGAAGAUGGACUGGUGACCAAGGUGAACAAUUUACCGGAUGACUGUGGCCAGGACGAUGUUGACAUCGAAGAGUACAUUCUGCAAAGCGGAGGAGGGGCUGUGCCGAAGAAUUCGUCCGACUUCAAGGACAAAAGUGAUCAGAUGGCCGAAGAGCGCAGAUUGAUACAGCAACUGUCGAAGGAUAAUUACGACGAGGAUUAUUUGCUGCAGAAGGUGUCGAUGUUACAGCUUAGGCUGGAUGAUGCUCAGAAAACCAUUCAAAUCGAGCGAGAGGAGAAAAACAGUAUUCACAAGAACUUUGAGAAGCUGCGCCAGGACAUGCAGGAGCUGCGUGAUAAGUGUGAGGAGCUACGGGCGGCCAAGCAGGACGCCGUCAGGGAAUUGCUCACGUUACAGGAACAGCAUCGCGUUGAGAUGCGCAUCACUAAUAACUCGCUACAGGAAGAAGUCAGCACCCGAGAUAAUCUGGAGCGACGCCUGGCAGAGUUAAGGACUGAGUUGGAGCACAUGCAAGCGGAGAAUGCCGCCGAGUGGGGCAAACGCGAGCGGCUGGAAACGGAAAAGCUCAACCUGGAACGGGAGAACAAGAAACUCCGUGCCGAGUGUCAGGAUCUGCAGGAGCGCCUGGAGCGGAAGGGUCGACCUCCGGCAAGCAAUUCGGACAUUGAAUUCCACGCCGUCCAGCAGGAGCUGCUGGAUCGAAACAAGGAGAUAACCGAACUCCGACACUCUCAUAGCAAAAUCAAAAAGCUACUGUCGGACGCCAACACCGAACUGGGUCAUGCGGUGCGGCGUGCCGAGCAGUAUGAAUCGGAAGUAAAGCGAUUGCGUUCCCGAGUGGAGGAGCUAAAGCGGGAACUGGCCGGAGCCGAGGAUGAGCUUGAUUCAGCGUGCAAUCACGUCCGGCGAUUGCAGCGCACCAACGAGGAGCUGUCCGGACAGACUGAGGGUUUGCAGGUUCAAAUUCAACAUCUACAGACAAGUAACAGUCCAAAAAACUUACAAGAGCUGGGCAACUAUAAGGCCACCAACAAGUCCAACUUCACCUCCAACUCCAACUACAAACCGAACAUAAACGAUCUGAAGCAACUGUUCGACAACAAUCGACACUAUGGCGGUGGUGGCAAUCAGUCAGCCUCGGGAAAAUCCCGAUCCGGGCAACCGAUUCCGGAUCCGGCCCCUUUCCUGUCCGGUUCCUAUUACGACGCUAAACCUAGCUACAUAGACGGCGACGCCGCUGUCAAGGACAAAUCCCUUAACAAUAUGUUCGACUUUGAGCGUGCCAAACAAAAAUUCGACAACAUCAGUCGCUCGGGUGGCCCCGGUGGAAGCAACUCGAAACGUGGCCAGAGCAGCAAAUCCGGUUCCGGUAUUCCGAAGCGGCAGUCCAGCUCCUCGGCUUCGGUCAUGACCGGGUCCGGUACCAAUACGAAUUGUUCCAGUUCCGGCGGUGGAGGUAUGGGAUCGUUUUACGAUUGUAACAAUGAUAGCAUUCCGCUGCUUCCGAAACGGGAUGCACUGAAUGAUAGCAUUCAGUUUUUCGACAAUGAUUCCCGCGGUGGUGGAGUUGGAGGUGGACUAAGUCAGCGAUUGAACAUUACCAAAAUGAACAACAUCAAUCUGGACGGGCUAAAGAUGUCCGAGGAUGAUGAAACUCCGUAGUUACGGUUCGACCAGCCUCCUGUCCGCCAACGAAGACAACAGCGAUAAUGAUUGAUCCACAGCCAGCAUCCGGAUGCCAGCAAAAGCCAUUCAUAAGAUGGUAGAUUGUCCAAUCGAGGGACAUUAAAUUGUACGAUCACGAAAAGAAGCAGCACUUACAGAUAUCUACAGAUGGAGUUAGCAUUUAAACGACCAUGAUUCUCAUUCAGUAUACCUACAAUACUUAACUAGUGUAUGUAUUUCUAUGAUUUGUCCUCCUGCAGUGGAAAUGAUACUAGGAUUAUUUGUUUUAUUUUUUUUACUAUGCUAUUUUAAAAUCAAAAGCAAUUUUUGCUAAAUUCCAGGCAAUAGUAUUACAUACAACACAAUCACAAAAUAGAGUUUAAGAAAACGAACUCAAAAUUAUUCAUAACAACAAAAUCAUAUGUAAACGAAUCAAAAUUUUACGGAAGAACUUUAAAAAGGUGUGAUUUAUGUUUUAGAAUUUUUUAAUUUUUGUUUUUGUCAACCUGUUGAUUUUAUUCAGAGUUUAGAUUAAGGAAUACAUUCUACGCUGCAGCAAAAAGUUUAGCAGAUAAUCAACACAGAAUCUGAAUGGCGCAGAUUAAUUAAAGAGAUAACUCAA